This is a messenger RNA of Toxotes jaculatrix (banded archerfish), 2915 nucleotides long. It is a transcript of the gene slc25a28, whose product is annotated as solute carrier family 25 member 28. Lineage: Eukaryota; Metazoa; Chordata; Actinopteri; Toxotidae. Bases 262 to 1461 code for a protein of 399 amino acids. Gene Ontology annotation, biological process: iron import into the mitochondrion. Gene Ontology annotation, cellular component: mitochondrial membrane. The record is from RefSeq and is a predicted model, not a curated record. The transcript is spliced from 4 exons. Gene Ontology annotation, molecular function: ferrous iron transmembrane transporter activity.
UAUUACCCAAUAGCGUAGGUAGGACUUGGCUCUAGUAACCAAUCAGAGUCCAAUACCUCGCCGCGGCCUGCGGUGUGUCUCGGUGCGUAUGUGUCCGCCUCGGCCUGCCUUGCUUGGCUCUGGCUGGGAGGGAAUGGUAAAGGAGGCAAGAAGCCGUGGAAUCGAAACCGCCCCCAAGGGAAUGUAAAAGUUUAGGACUGAAAUCACCCCCGAGACGCCGUGUCUGCGUGCCCAAAGACUUAACCUAUAACCUGGUUUCUCAUGGAAGCAGAUGGAUUUGUGAGGAGGCGUCGGAUGACAGCGGAGACUACAGGCAGUGAUCCCGGGGUUGCUGGUGCCUCUGCCGGUGCAGAAGUUCGAUGGCUUGGGGGGAGAUUGUGGGGAGUUUCGGAAAGUAUCGUUGGAAGCCUGACACCCCGGAUCGGAGGCGAGGCAGAACUACAGACUGUUGACUUUAUCCGUAGUGCACAAGAUGCAGAAACAGAGGACUCUGAACCGGACUAUGAGGGUUUGCCACAGGGAGCUUCCACUGGCACCCACAUGUUGGCAGGAGCCGUGGCCGGGAUCAUGGAGCACUGCCUCAUGUUCCCCAUCGACUGUGUUAAGACACGAAUGCAGAGCCUCCAGCCCGACCCCGCAGCCCGCUACAGGAAUGUAAUGGAUGCUCUUCGCCGGAUUGUAGCCACAGAGGGAGUCUGGAGGCCAAUGAGAGGGCUGAAUGCGACAGCAGUUGGGGCAGGACCUGCCCAUGCGCUCUACUUUGCCAGCUAUGAGAAACUCAAAAAGACUCUAAGUGAUGUCAUUCACCCAGGGGCUAACAGUCAUUUGGCUAAUGGAGCAGCUGGGUGUGUGGCCACACUGCUUCAUGAUGCAGUCAUGAACCCGGCUGAAGUUGUGAAGCAGCGCAUGCAGAUGUAUAAUUCGCCCUACCGUGGCGUGUUGGACUGUGUACGCGCCAUAUGGCAGAAAGAAGGCCCUGCUGCGUUUUACCGCAGCUACACCACCCAGCUCACCAUGAACGUGCCCUUCCAGGCGCUCCACUUCAUGACUUACGAGUACCUUCAGGAGCUUCUCAACCCCCACAGACAGUACAAUCCCUCAUCCCAUAUGUUGUCCGGGGCUUUGGCUGGAGCCAUCGCAGCUGCAGCCACCACACCUCUAGAUGUCUGCAAGACCCUGCUCAACACCCAGGAGUCUCUAACCCUCAACUCCCUGUCUUCUGGCCAAGGCCCCAGCCAAGGCCAAGGGGCCCACAGACACAUCUCAGGCCUGGCCCAUGCCUUCCGGACAGUUUACAGGCUGGGCGGCCUGCAGGGCUUCUUCAAGGGAGUCCAGGCGAGGGUCAUCUACCAGAUGCCCUCCACAGCCAUCAGCUGGUCAGUGUAUGAGUUCUUCAAGUAUGGACUCACCAAGCACCAGCACAACAAGAGGAGAACGCAGCACAUGGAGGCUGAGAUGUAGACACCUCCUCAGUUUAAUCUCCUCUAAUAUUGCUCUGCCCUCCCUGUGAGGAGAAGAUGAAGUCAAUACGCACAUAGAAUCUGACUAAAAUCCACCUCAGUUGUCCAUCCCUUUCAGACAUAGCAGAUAAGAAAGACAUCUUCAAAGACAACUUGGCUAGUUAUAUUUCUGGUACACUAUUUCAAGACUAGCUUUGGUUUGGCUAUGUUGGUUCUCUUCUGUAGGAGAAAGCAUUUACACAGCAUUAUAAAACUAGUAAGUCUGGAGACUCUUUAAGGCAAUUCUAAUGGCCACUGCAUUUGUCCAAGCAAAGGAUAAAUGUGAACAAUGCACAGAUUUUCAGCUGGAAAGGUAGUCAGCAGAGGGCAGUAGUGUUUAUUUGUCAAUUCUUGUAGUUUCAUAAGCUGUGCUGUCCUAGAACCAGAUUUUUUUUUAAAAGUUUCACCCAUUAAAAUGUUGAGUUUGCAGAUAAAGAUUAUAGCAGUUUCCAGCACCUGAGCCCUCUCUAGAUUAAUGAACAAACCUUUAUAUAUCUCAUAACACAUGAUUUUCACAGUAACCCUAGAAAGAUAACUUUGCGCUUCCUAAAAAAUAUCUUAUUGAGUUCAUCCAAAUUAAAAGUUUUGCAGCCAUUUAGAAUCCAAAGAAAACAGACCCUAGCUCAGAAGAUUUUGUCCAUAAAUCCAUUUAUUUACUGAUAUGGACCAGUACCCAGAUACCUUUGUAGAACUUCAGUGGAACCCUGGCAACCCAAGUCGUUGAGAGCAGAGCUUCAGACCAUCUUUGUACCCUGAUUCCACAGAUUAACAAAAAAGGCCACAGAUCAGAUUUGGGGUUCCACUUUUUCAAUGGGCAACAGGCCGGUAAAGAAAUUAAUUAAAGAAAGAAAGUUAAUAUAAUUUUUUUUUUUCAAAGACUGUUCCCCAAGAUAUAACAGGAUAGAAAGAUACCAAUUUUCAGUAGCUGUAAGAUAUCUGAAAUCUGCGUUUAAGUUACUUUGAUUCCGUAAAUUGUAUUUUAUUUCCAGCAAAUGCAUUACUUUAAAUAUUACAUUUUGUCCCCCAUUCAUGUGUUUAAACAACACUUGGAUCAUCCAAAUACUCACCAUUAAUGCCUUGUGUACCUGUUUGGCAGAGCAGACCAGGGCAGCAUUAGAACGGCCACUUCUGUGCAGUAACUGUAGCUAUGGUCCUGUUUCAGCUUGUGAACUACUGAGUUUUAAUAUCUGUGCAUGAUAGCGAAGGUUGUGUACAGUUUACUGAGCCCAAGAGAAGAAUUUCACUCAGAAUUUCAAGGAGUUCAGUGUCCCAUAAGAUAUCUGUCUGCACCCCUGUUGAGUACACAUAAAUGGAAGCUGUCAUUCUUAUUGACUGAUGUCUGAUUGUUUCCGACACUGAAUUGCACUCGUUGAAUAAAGACUGAGCAGCGGUGCUCUACUCACUGCUCGUAAAUGA